Molecule: messenger RNA, 2720 nt
Organism: Mizuhopecten yessoensis (Yesso scallop)
Lineage: Eukaryota; Metazoa; Mollusca; Bivalvia; Pectinida; Pectinidae
Product: BTB/POZ domain-containing protein 2-like
Exons: 4
Coding region: 64-1335 (423 amino acids)
Biological process (GO): neurogenesis
Cellular component (GO): cytosol
Molecular function (GO): protein binding
Source: RefSeq, a predicted model, not a curated record
UUUAAUUUUCGGUUUGGAUUGACACUGAUUCUAUCCCAAGGACGAACAAUUAUAUAAGAUGAAAUGGCAACUUCUUCACCUUCAUCAUACUGGCAAGUUGGUAAAACGUUACCAGAAUGCUUUGACCAUGUCUUCACUUCCGGUAUAGUCAGUGACGUCACAUUCCUUGUCGGCGAGGAAAUGGAAAGGAUUUCCGCCCACAAAUUGGUCCUCAUGAGCAGAAGUCCAGUAUUCUACGCCAUGUUAGAGGGACCGAUUGCCGACAAAGGGGAUAUACCAAUCCCGGAUAUUUCUGAUGAGACAUUUAAGUUGUUUCUGAGGUAUCUAUACACAGACUCAAUUGACCUGACGUUGAGGAACGUGGUCCCCGUGUUAAACGCUGCCAGGAAAUAUUUUGUUGACAUCUUAGUUUCUCACUGCGAGAAAUUUCUUGCUUCGAAUUUAUCAUCUGAUAACGCCUGUCUAUUUCUGGAGCAGGCUCAUGUCUUCGUGAUGGAUAGUUUGAAAUCGGACUGUCUUCGAUUCAUUGAUGAGAAUCCUACCGCUGCUCUGACUUCUGAAGCCUUCACUGACCUGUGUGUGAGCUGUGUUACCAGUAUAACGGAGUCUGAUGAUCUUCGUGUUACUGAGAACAACGUGUAUGAAGCCAUCAUCAGAUGGGCGGAGGCAGAAUGUGCUCGUCAGAACCUCGAGACAACAGCAAACAACAAGAGAGAAGUUCUUGGGGAGACUCUGUACACGGUACGCUAUCUUCAUGUUGACGAGGAGUUUCUACUCGGUAAGAUUUGUUCUGAUAAGAUACUAAAGCCAGAUGAUGUCGUGGAGAUUAUUAACCACAAAAGAAAUAAAAAACCUUUAAUAUCGAAAAAAUUAAUGACGAAGAGACGGUUUGGUAAUCCGGAGAGAUUUUACAGAAAUGGACCAGUAAUCAACGAUUUUUGGAAUGCACCAGUCGAUGAGGCUAUAUCAUUCAAAACAGACAGCGAUGUGCAUUUAUUUGGGUUUGGGUCAUUUUUUACGAACGUCACACAAAGUACUGUCGAUCUGAAAGUGUUUGAAGAGGACGUCUGCCUUGUUCAAGCAAACAAGACAGCGGAACCUUCUCAACCCGACACACCACACAUGGGGGAUGUGCUAUUGGACACCCCAAUCCCACUACAUGCUGGAAGAAAAUAUACAAUUGUAGAAUGUCCAAGCAACCCGUUUCGUUAUUAUUUUACCAAAGGGAUUGCAAAGGUCACCAAUCAACAUGUGACAAUCGAAUUUAGCAAUAGUUCGAGAAGCAGACACACUGACACAGACUGGGGUCAGAUACCUUAUCUCCUUCUGUCGUGAUGACAUCCUGAAUAUAACGGGUGGUCGGGUGGUAUAUUUCGAUUCCCCGAUAGGACGUGAAAAGGUCAAGGGUCACCAGCCCGACCACGUGGGUUUUCUCCGGGUACUCCGGUUUUCUACUUCUACUAAUUGUAUGUGAAAGUAUACAUUAUGGCCUCGCAGUCUGAUCCAAUAUUAUUUCUAUUAAUGAUCCUCCUGCCGCUGCCAAGCCAUGAAGCUUUGCAUUGGAAACUGCUUUUACCGGCAUGUCUAUUGUAUUGAUAAACUAUUUCUCAACAAAAAACAAAACCUUGCGGGACUUUAAGUUUUUUUUAAAUAAGAUGAAAUAAAUGAUAAUGAACAACAAUGUGCUGAGUGUAAACAUCAGCCUGGCUAGACUGGUAUUCGCACUCCGGACAUCAGAAUGUGAUACUAUCGCUCUUACCGAACGUGCAUGGUAGUCGGGGGAUAUUUAGAGUAAUAAUACAGUCUAUGGUAAAGGACACUUCUAACGUUCUGGCGCGAAUUCAUAACCUGUAUGUUUUGGGAAGAAUUUUAAGAUCAGUUAUGUCUUUUCUGGUAUAGAAUGGGCUCUUUUUUCUUUUCCUUUUGAAUUGUAGAUCCAUUGCGCUGAUGUUGCACUAUCAAACUAUUUUAAAUGAAUUUGACAUUGACACGCUUUUCAAUUGUAUGAACAUAUAUUUAGUAUAUACUACGUGUUUUUUUUUGUUUUUCUUGUUGAAUAUAUUAUGAUUUUUUGUUUUAAAUUGGCAAAAUUAUCUUGUUAUUUGCUGGUUGUAUUAAAGCAGAAUAGUAAUCUGUCUUUAUCAAAUAGUAAAUAAGCAUGAAGAUUGUACAAAUACACAGCCCUCACAGUUGUACGAUAGGAGUAUGUCACAUAAAGUCGUUUUAGUCAAUAGCAUGACUGGACAUUUAAUUCCCAUGAGUACCUAAAACAUGUGUUAUAAAAAUAUCAAUAAGGAUGUCGAAAGUUAGCCUGGGUUUUUUCCAGAUUUAUGCAGCACUCGCAGAACAAAUUGCACGUAUGACCCAAUAACGGUUCUUGUUACAUAUACUUAAUACAGUUCGUAAUGUUUAAUAUAUAAAGUUGCUACACUAUAUGAAUUCACCAAGUUCAGACAACAUUCUGUUCAUGAUGAAGAAAAACGUUCUUUGUAUGAUAUUGAAUAUGUAAGUGUUAAAUGUAAGAACGGUUUUAUAUUGACAGAGUGCAGAUGUUGUUAAACUUAGAUCUGAACCUACAUUGAAGGUUAAAGCUAAAGAAUGAAUUAUAAAUGACAUUGAAUAUCAGAUACAAUGUAACGGUACGGUAGAGAUAUUUACAUUUAUUGAUACAUUUGUUAAAACAUAACAAAUUUGUCAAAGAACAACAUACGUGUCAACAA